GAAGUAGCCACCACAGCAGAACAUCACUGCUCAAUUCUGCACUACAGCUCCCACCGAUGGUUUACAGUGCAGAGCCAAACAGGUCGACUAACUAGCGGUCUACACUCAAAUAUAUAAGUCUAAGGUCUCAGUUAUUUAAAGGUCACUCAGGGAUGUCUACUAAAGAAGUGAAAGCUGCACUGAAAAGUGCCAGAGAGGCUAUUAAAAACAAAGAAUUCAAAGAGGCUUUAAAGCAUUGCAAGGCUGUUUUGAAACUUGAAAAGGAGAACUAUAAUGCCUGGGUGUUUAUCGGCCUGGCAGCCAGUGAGCUGGAGCAACCGGACCAGGCGCAGACGGCGUAUAAAAAGGCCCUGGAGCUCGAACCUGAGCAGCUACUUGCAUGGCAGGGCUUAGCUAAUUUGUAUGAGAAGACCGACCAGUGGGAUUUCAAAGCUGAGCUGCCUGAUGUCUACCAGAAGCUGGUGGAGCUGUAUGCGAGCACGGACAAAACUAAAUGUUAUGAGGUGAUCAAGAAAUUAACUGAAAGCUAUCGGUCGGACAAGGAACAUUUAAAGUUGGCAAAGCUGUGGUUGCAGUUCCUCGAGCUGAAGGAGAAAGACGCUAUAGAGAAGGCUGACCUGCUGCAGCUGUGGCAGCAGAUGAUCAAGGAGCUGUCAGGCUUUGUUGAGACACAUCAGACAGACAAUGAAACGCAACAGCAUUUGGUCAACGCUUUUGAGAAGGCCAUGGUGCUCACCUGUCCGUCCCCCGGAGAGGAACACAGGAAGCUCUCGGCUGACUACAUCAGGUGUCUCUCUAAGCUUCCACAAGCGGAGGCCAAGAUGAAAGAGGCCUGCAAGUCCAUGCUGUCCCUCUACCCCAGUCAGAGUUACCCCUUGGAGGUCCUGUGCUUGCACCACCUCAAAACAGAUGUCCAGUCAGAGGAAGCUGGCAGCUGUUUCUCUCAGCUCCUGGACAUUUCCCCAAACAAUGGUCUGGCCCACGUUGGUAUGGGCACCAAAUUGCUGCAGGAAGGCAAAUAUCUAGAGGCCAUCAGGAGCCUGGCACAAGGCUUGAAGCAAACAGGCUCCACUACCGGAUGGUGUAGUCUGGCCCAGGCCCAGCUCAAGCUGCACCGAUACAGUGACAGCGCGUUGUCCUGCUCCCAAGGUCUGACCCUGUGUGUAUCUGGAGAUGAGGAUGUGAAGAUGAAGCUGCUGAAGAUGAGGCUGGAGACCUUAGUCCGGAGUGGGGACGCCCAGGCUGCAGACCAGGCCCUGGAGACCAUGAAGCAGAUCCCUGGUGCUGAAACCGACACAGUCCUGAAAGCUUUUAAGGGGAGAGCGUAUCUGAACAAAGGGCAGGCUGAACAAGCUCUACAGGUGUCCUCUGAGCUGCUGGACUCCAUGCCAGACCUAGUCCAGGGGCUGGUACUGAGAGGCCUGGGGCAGGCCGCCCAGGGACAGCUCCAACUGUCAGAGCAGAGUUUCCUACAGGCUGCAGCCCAGGGCCCCGACGUCGGGGAGAGCUAUUUCCUGUUGGGAAAGCUCUACUGGGACAUGGGAGAGGAGAGCCGUCGGGACCGGAGCAAGGCCCACACACAUCUGCUUAAGGCCGCAAAGCUGGACCCGUACCUGGGCUGCGUGUACCGCCACCUGGGCCACUACUACCGGCAGGUGGCCCAGGACGCCGGCCGCGCCCGCGGCUGCUACAAGAAGGCCUUUGAGCUGGACGCCAGCGAUGAGGAGUCUGGGGCCGCCUUGGUGGACCUCAGCAUGGAGCAGGGAGACAUGGACACCGCUCUGGCCGUGCUUCAGGCGGUGAUCGACGACUCCACCCCUGGAUCGGCCAAGUGGGCUUGGAUGAGACGAGGCCUGUAUCACCUGAAGGUCGGACAGCAACCCCAGGCUAUAGCAGACCUUCAGUCGGCUCUGAGGGCCGACCCGGAGGACUGGGUGUGCUGGGAGUGUCUGGGCGAGGCCUACCUGAACCGCCGGAGCUUCACGGCCGCCCUGAAGGCCUUCGGCAAGGCCCACGCACUGCAGCCCUCCUCCAUCUACAGCGUCUACCAGACGGCCUCCAUCAAGCAGACCCUGGGCAAGUUUCAGGAGGCCGCCGCAGAGUACCGGCAGAUCACUGCCCGCGAGGACUACGUCCCCGCCCUAAAAGGUUUGGGAGAGUGUCUGCUGUCCCUGGCCAAAGGUUUAUUGGAAGACUACCGAGACGGAAGCGCCAUAGACCUCAUUCAACAGGCCAUCAAAAGCCACUUCAGGGCGGUGGAGCUCCGUCCAGACCUGUCCUGCUUGUGGAAGCUGCUGGGAGACGCCUGCACCACAGUCAGUGCCGUGUCUCCCAACAGAGCCCGUGUUCUGAUGCCAGGCCCGCUGGCUGGUUUGGAGCCCUCCAGCCAGAACCACCUGCUCAACCAGGCCCAGACCCUCAAAGUGGGCGAGCGGUGCUACGGCCGCGCUCUGAAGCUGAUGCCCGAGGCCCCCAGCCUUUGGUACGACCUGGGACUCAAUUAUCAUCGUCAAGCCAGCCUCCCCUGCCUUGCAGAUGGGGACAACAGCAGCCAGCCCCUGCUCCUGGAGAAGGCCCAGCAGUGUGUAAAAAAGGCGAUCAUGAUGGACAGUGGGAACUAUAGCUACUGGAAUGCACUGGGAGUGAUCGCGAUGAGCAAAGGUCUUGAGAACUUUGCCCUGGCUCAACACAGCUUCAUAAAAUCUGUUGGAGUUGAACCUAAUAACGUAACAGCCUGGACCAAUCUUGGCACACUGUAUUUGAAGAAGGAAAAUUUAGAGCUGUCACACGAGGCCUUCAAAGUAGCGCAGUCGCUGGAGCCGCUGUCUGUGAACUGCUGGAUUGGACAGGCUCUGAUAGCAGAGGCAGUGGGGAGCUACGAUACGAUGGACCUCUUCAGGCACACCACGGAACUCAGCACUCACACGGAGGGGGUGAAGGGCUACGCCUUCUGGGUGUGCUCCACCCUGCUGGAUAAGAGCAACCGGGACUCUGAGCUGUACCGCUACAACAUCGUCCAGAUGAACGCCGUGUCCGCCGCUCAGACGGCGCUCAGCAAGUACACAGAGAGGAUCCAGACUGACCCUGAUGCCCUGAUCAUGCUGGGUUUCCUCAACGAACACCUGCAGCUGAGGACACAGGCGCUGCAGGCCUACCAGAGGGCCGUGGAGCUCCUCCAGUCGGGGCCUCCUACAGACGAGCUGGCCUUCGCUCUGGGCAGCCUCGGUCGCGCGUUGUGCUCCUCAGGGCAGUGGGAGGAGGCGGUGCGCGUCUACUCCUCCACCCCUCUGCAGGAGCUCCAGGACCUGGCGGGGCUGGCUCUGGCCCACUGCAGGGCAGGACACAUACCAGAGAGCAUCAACGCCUACGAGCGUGCCCUGGCCAUCGCCUCCAGUGAGAAGGAGAAGGCCUACAUCCUGACCGCCCUGGCCCUGCUUCAGCACCGGCUGGGCGGCCUGGACUCCGCCAAGACGCUGCUCUUCAAAUGCUCCAUGCUGAAGGAGCCCAUCCCGGAGUCCCUGCUGUGUCUGUGUGCGCUGGGCCUGGACCACGGCGACGCCACGCUGGCCGCCGCCGCCCUCACGGAGCUGCUGAAGCAGGGCACGGCCACCGGGGGCGCCGUGGAGCAGCGCUGCCUGCUCACCUGCGCCCUGCUGGCUCUGCAGGGCAACUACAGCGGGGUGCAGCGGGAGGCGUCCCGGGCAGUGCACAGCAAUCCCGGAAACCCUUCACUCUGGGCUCUACUGUCCAGACUGGUCCCACAGUACUGCCCAAAGAAAGCAAAUGGUGGUGCAGUGGCCGGCCAUGUCGCCUGUCUCGCCAGUAUGACACAAGGAAAGAGGGCGCUGUUGUACAGUGGCGUGAACCAGCUGGCAGGCGGCAGACACUCUGGAGAAGACAGGCAUAGAAAUGCCCUGAAGACCAUGCAGAGAGCAGUGCUGCUCUGUCCUGACGAUCCGGCCGCAUGGGCCAGCCUCAUGGCCGCCUGCCACACGGAGAACGCCGCCCGUUUCCUCUCCCAGAACGCCACCCGCACCGAGGGGCUGGAGCCCACGCUCAUGGCGGUGGUCUCCGAGAAAGUGCGCUGCGUGGAGGAGAUAGAGCGGCCCCUGGCGCAGGCUUUGGAGGCCUGGGUGCUGCAGCAGGCUCUCGCUGGCCUCACACUUGGGGGGAGGCUGGAUGAGGCAGAGGCCCUCUGCGCACAGGUGCUGAGCGUCUCUCCGGAGCACCCUGCCAUUGUGCUGUCCCUGAGGCGGGUGCAGUGCCAGCGCCUCCUGCUGGCCGGGGCGGGUACCGCGCUGCCGGACGCCGUGCUGGAGCAGCUCAGCAGCAGCGUCAUGGUUAACCCCACCAACCUCGGGGCUUGGCAUUGGCUGGCCGAGCUGUAUCGUAGCCAGGGCCUGCUGAUCCAGGCCGUGAUGGCCUACAGACAGAGCCUGCAGCUCGCCUCCCAGCUGUGCCUGCCCAGUGCACAGAUAGCCAGCCUGCUGGGCUUGGCCCUGCUGGCCCUGGGGCCGUGCAUGGCUGGUGUCCAUGGCAACGAGUGGAAUGAGCUUGUUCUGGAAGCCACUUCGGAGGCUCUGAAGCUGGCUACCUCCUCCAUGGCGCUUCUCUUCCAGGCACUUCUUCAGUUUGCUACCAAGAUGGGGGCUAGGGAGACCAGGCGCCAGCUGGAGAGACUGGCCUACCCUCCCUGUCCGGGGGAGCAGGCGGGCAGCGUGGUGCAGGUGGCCCGCUGGUACCUCCUCAAACACCUCCACGCCAAGAACGACCAGGAGCUGAUGGACACUCUUCUGGAACAUGCCAAAGGGAGCGGAGACCAGAGAUUGCUCACUUUGUAUUCACAUCUCACCUCCUCAUCUUCCUAAGCCUUCCCCAGAGAUAUAUCCUGCAUUAGAAUAGUCUCAUGUCCUCAGAGCUGUGUUUAGCCCAGGAUCUUGGUUUUAUAGCGUCCAGACUUGUGUGCCUCCAGGGUAAUAACUACGGUAGCAGGCACCUGGCUUACCUCCAUGACUCAUUCCCACCGCUCAGACUGCAAUAAACAAUGUCUCUCUGAA
Gadus macrocephalus (Pacific cod) is the source of this 5057-nucleotide messenger RNA. It is a transcript of the gene skic3, whose product is annotated as SKI3 subunit of superkiller complex. Gene Ontology annotation, cellular component: Ski complex. NCBI's taxonomy places the organism in Eukaryota, Metazoa, Chordata, Actinopteri, Gadiformes, Gadidae. The record is from RefSeq and is a predicted model, not a curated record. The transcript is spliced from 41 exons. Gene Ontology annotation, molecular function: protein binding. The coding region runs from base 153 to 4868 and encodes 1571 amino acids.